GUCAUGUUGAGAUGCCAUGUUUGAUGAAAAGUACAUCAAAAAGCACAAAGACGGCAAUAGUCACGGUUAAAUUGUGAACAAUUUAUUUAUUGAAAACGAUUUUGUUAGUAUGGUUUCGUUAAAUUGUUAGGGAAGUUUUUAAUUAAGAGGUUUUUAAAAUGAAAGUAAUUUGCUUUUGUGUUUUAACGGCGAGACGGUUUGUUUAAAUGCGUAUGGUUUCAUGUGUGUUUCGUGCUUCCAACGGUAGAAGAUGAUUAAACUGCUGUUUUGAUAAAGAUGUGAUUCUUGUUCGCGUUUUAUUCGGUGUUAAUUUGAUAGAGUACGAAUUACAAAUCUAUAAAAAUGGAUUUUGCUGCACCACCACCAAAUAUGUCGGUUCCUCCACCGGGACUAAAUAUGCUCGGAAAUCCGAUGGGACCUGCUAUGGGAAUCUAUGCAAACAAAUUUGAUCCUCGAGCUGCAUUCAAUAACCGUCCUCCAUUUAGACCGUUCUUGAAUUUACAGCGGUUACCUGGCCCCUUAGGAAAUAUGACUUUGGAAGACUUUGAUGGAAAGAGGUUACGAAAAUCUGUUAUGAGAAAAACGGUUGAUUAUAAUUCUGCAAUAAUUAAAGCAUUAGAAAAUCGUAUAUGGACUAGAGACUACAGGGAUCGCCGGGCACUUCAACCUGAUGUAAUGUACUAUCCUGACAUGAUGCCUCCACCUAGUUAUUAUGAUAAUCCCAUUAAUUGUGUUACCACACGAUUUGUAAAAACAGCAACAAACAAAAUGCGUUGUCCAAUUUUUUGUAUGGCAUGGACCCCUGAAGGUCGAAGAUUAGUUACUGGGGCUAGUUCAGGAGAAUUCACUUUGUGGAAUGGACUUACAUUCAAUUUUGAAACAAUUUUGCAAGCUCAUGACAGUCCUGUUCGAUGUAUGGUGUGGUCGCACAAUGACAGCUGGAUGGUGACGGGAGAUCAUGCAGGCUACGUUAAAUACUGGCAGUCGAAUAUGAACAACGUGAAAAUGUUCCAAGCACAUAAAGAAGCCCUGCGUGGCAUAAGCUUCAGCCCUAUGGAUAGUAAAUUUGUGACCUGUUCGGAUGACGGCACUCUUCGAAUUUGGGAUUUCUUUCGAUAUCAGGAGGAAAGAGUUCUUAGAGGUCACGGAGCUGACGUUAAAUGUGUUCAUUGGCAUCCCCAGAAAGGACUUAUCAUUUCCGGAAGUAAGGACAAUCAACAACCUAUAAAACUGUGGGACCCGAAAACGGGUCAGUCUUUGGCUACAUUACAUGCGCACAAGUCGACCGUUAUGGAUUUGAAAUGGAAUGAAAACGGAAAUUGGCUUAUAACAGCUUCUCGAGAUCAUCUUUUGAAAUUAUUUGAUUUGCGAAAUUUAGGGCAGGAAGUUCAGACGUUUAGGGGUCAUAAAAAAGAAGCCUCUAGCGUUGCGUGGCAUCCGGUUCAUGAAGGGCUAUUUAGUAGCGGCGGAUCCGAUGGGGCCAUUAUGUUUUGGCACGUUGGAGCUGAUAAAGAGGUAGGAGCCAUUGAACAAGCUCAUGACAGUAUAGUAUGGACGUUGGCAUGGCACCCGUUGGGUCAUAUUCUUUGCUCCGGAUCAAACGAUCAUACUAGUAAAUUUUGGACUAGAAAUAGACCAGGUGAUCUGAUGAGAGAUAAAUAUAAUCUCAAUACUUUACCUGCGGGUAUUGCUGGACUUGAAGAUGUUGGUGACUUGGGGAAAGAAAUAGCGGCAGAUGAACCUUCUGUCAUACCUGGCAUGGGCCCCGACGACAAAGUAGAGUUUACAUUUUCUUCCGAUGAUAACGCAACUAUACCAGGUCUAGAUUUGGAUCUUCUCGGUGGUUCGAUUGAUGACAAGGCCAAAACUAAAAAAGUGCCUUACAGCAAGCCAAUUCCACGUAAUUUUCAAGCUCAAUGGAAUGAAACUAUUGAUGAUACCUCGGGUACAUUGAAUGAAGUUUUAAGUCAAAUUGUAGAAAACACGCCUGGUGUCGUACCUUUGCAAAAAAUUAAUCCUAGUGCUAUUAUUGUUGCUGGAAAACUUAUUCCUGUAGAACCGGGAUCGAAGCUUGAGUCUGCAAUUGCAGAAGGUCCGGACGCUCUUAAUAAAUUUUUACGAUCCGGAGAAGUACCAGAACUCUCGGACGUAAUGCUUGGCGAAGAUAGCGAUUAUCUAGACACAACGUACGUUGACGAAGAUAGCGAUUCACAUAAUCAAAGUUCAGGACCUCGACCACUCAUGGAAACACCAAUAACUCCCUCCAAAUUUAAAAACCAAGAUUUUCUUAGCAACCGUUUCGGGGGUGGUGAUGGUGAAUCGUCGAGACACUCUGACCAAGACAUGCGUUCUCAUCCCUUCAGCUUCUUACGAGAUAGUGACAUGCGCGGAAAUUCCGGAGACAUUGACUUGCGGAACAAUCCAAACGGCGGAAAUUCUGAUUUUCGAAACAGUCGGGACUUCGAUAUGCGCAGUGGACCUAGCGCAGACGCAGAUAUGGAUGAAGAUUAUAAUAGACCUUACGGUCAGCAUCAGGAUUUCCGGAAUAACCGUUACAAUGAGAACGAAGAAGCAGAAGAAGAAUAUUACGAGGAAGAAGAAGAUGGUUAUGAAGAAGAAGAGUACGAGGCACCUCCUAAUCAAAACUGGCCCCCAUUCAAUGGACCACGAAACAAUAGAGGUGCUUUUCAAAACUUCCGGCCAGGGCUUCCGCUUCCACCACCAAACGACUUUGGCGGGUUAGGACAAUUCAAUCCAGGUAAUAAUUGGAACGGUUCGACGGGACCAGGAAAAGAUGGGUUCAGAGGUGGACGAGGUAUAGGUGUGUUUAGAAGAAAUAACCUCCUAGGACCCCCUCCUCCACUCGACGGCUUCGGUGGAGUACCGCGACCACCUUUAAGAGGAUUAAUGAGAGGACGUGUGGGAAGAGGAAUCGUUCCUCAUCCUUUACUUCGACGUGGAAAUAUGGACGGUGGUCCUAAACGUGGUAUGGAUGCAAUGAGACGGAUAAUGGGUAUCAGAGGUCGCGGUGUACCAAGGGGUAGAAAUAACCAAUAUUGAGUUUGGUGGAAAAGUUCGAACAAUGCCUUAUUUGAAUGUUACAUUAAAGUGUACUGCUGGUGAUUACUAAAAAGAAAACAUUUCUGGAUUUGGAUAAUCACUGGAAACGUGCGUAUGUGCCGAUUGGUCAAUAUAUAAUUAUUUGCAUGUGUCAUAGAUCUUGUUUAUUUAAAGGCAUUAAUAGUUCUUGGGACGUUUUCGCGAAUGUGUAACUUGCAGUUUUUGCUGCUCGAAAUAUGUUUUUAUUCAUUUUGAAUCGUGCACACGAAUUUAUUGUGAAAUAUGUGAUAUAUGUGUACAUUUUGCGCGAUUUACCACUGAAGAAAAUAAAACGAUAUUGUAAUUU
Molecule: messenger RNA, 3406 nt
Organism: Agrilus planipennis (emerald ash borer)
Lineage: Eukaryota; Metazoa; Arthropoda; Insecta; Coleoptera; Buprestidae
Gene: Wdr33
Product: pre-mRNA 3' end processing protein WDR33
Exons: 10
Coding region: 343-3060 (905 amino acids)
Cellular component (GO): mRNA cleavage and polyadenylation specificity factor complex
Molecular function (GO): protein binding
Source: RefSeq, a predicted model, not a curated record